AUGGUGACCUCUUGCUCCACCAGCCCCGCAAGCCCCGCUGCCCGGGCCAGAAGGCGGGAUAACGACCAGAAUCUCCGCGCCCCGGUGAAGAAGACUAGGCGCCUCCGCCUCUUAAGGAAGCAGCCGCUGCAGCCGCUGAACUCGCGCUCGCUUCCGGGAGACUCUGGCGUUUGCGACUUGUUUGAGUCUCCCAGUUCCGGCUCGGACGGCUCAGACAGUCCUGCGGCGCGGCCCUGCAGCCCCCUGCCUGGCCCCACCCAGCCAGGGCCACAGCUAGAUCUGCAGACUUUUCGCGACUAUGGCCAGAGCUGCUACGCCUUCCACAAGGCGCGCGAGAGUCACUUCCACCCGCAGGAGUCUCUGGCGCAGCAGCCACAAGUGACCGCCGAAUCCCGCUGUAAGCUGCUUAGCUGGCUGAUCCCUGUGCAUCGCCAGUUCGGCCUCUCUUUCGAGUCGCUGUGCUUGACGGUGAACACUCUGGACCGGUUCCUCACCACCACGCCGGUGGCUGCAGACUGCUUCCAGUUGCUUGGAGUCACAUCCCUGCUCAUCGCUUGCAAGCAGGUGGAGGUGCACCCGCCGCGCGUGAAGCAGCUCCUGGCCCUGUGCUGCGGCGCCUUCUCCCGGCAACAGCUCUGUAACCUCGAAUGCAUCGUGCUGCACAAGCUGCACUUCAGCCUGGGUGCGCCCACCAUCAACUUCUUCCUGGAGCAUUACACUCACGCGCGCGUGGAGGCUGGGCAAGCGGAAGCCUCCGAAGCCCUGGAGGCACAAGCGCUGGCGCAGGGGUUGGCGGAGCUGAGCCUAGCGGACUAUGCCUUCACUAGUUACGCCCCCUCCCUGCUGGCCAUCUGCUGCCUGGCGCUGGCGGACCGCAUGCUGCGGCUCUCGCGCCCAGUGGACCUGCUCCUGGGCGGGCACCCCGAGGCGGCGCUGCAGGACUGCCUGGAAAAGCUGCAGCUUCUGGUGACUAUCAACGAGGCUUCCCUGACUCACAUCCUGCCCCUCCAGAUCUGCGAGAAGUGCAGCCCGUCCCCCAUGUUGAAAUGA
Molecule: messenger RNA, 1050 nt
Organism: Orycteropus afer afer
Lineage: Eukaryota; Metazoa; Chordata; Mammalia; Tubulidentata; Orycteropodidae
Gene: CCNO
Product: cyclin O
Exons: 3
Coding region: 1-1050 (349 amino acids)
Biological process (GO): mitotic cell cycle phase transition; regulation of cyclin-dependent protein serine/threonine kinase activity
Cellular component (GO): centrosome; cytoplasm; cyclin-dependent protein kinase holoenzyme complex
Molecular function (GO): cyclin-dependent protein serine/threonine kinase regulator activity
Source: RefSeq, a predicted model, not a curated record